AUGUGGUCUUAUUAUCAAUCAUACCGUUAUUAUUAUUCAAGACCAAGUUAUCGUUUAGUUCCUCUUAUUGUUCUGUUCACCUGCGUUGGAAUUCUUUGGUUGAUAAUAAUCAUCAUACUCUUGACCAGAAUCGAAGAUGCGAUCGAUGUUCAACGACAGGGACCGCCAGUUAUAUUUUGUUUCGUGCUCAGUUCAAAUGCUCGACAUUUGACAUCGUCAACAGCGAUUGUGUACAGUUGGGGAAAACGAUGCGAUCGAUUCUACUUUGUUACUCGUUUGCAGAACACAAGUAUUGAUCUGAUGAUGUUAGAAUAUUUUGAAAAUAUCACUGACAUUACACCGUCGACCAUUAAUCAACAGACACUCAAUGCUCUAAUAUAUCUUCAAAGAUAUAGACCUUAUCCAUCUUACCAUUGGUUUGUCCGAGCAAGUGAUGAUUCGUUUGUGAUUAUGCCAAAUCUUCGACGGCUUGUUAAUCAAUUGCAUGAACAAGCAAAGAAGAAAAAAGAUGCAAUUGUACACGUUGGAGAUGUUGACGAACUUUAUCGAAGUCGUCAAAUAAAAACAACGGGUUCAGUUAUGUUAUUUAAUCAUUAUGCAUUAGAUCGAUUAGCAUUAUACGAAGAAAUUGAGACAGAGAAAGACAAGUGUCUGUCAGACAUGAUGUACGAUCAUGAAUUCGUUUCGUGUAUGAAAAAAUUCGAUAUUAAAAUCAAUCCAAUCGAUAGCAAUUUAAUUCGCUCACAAAAUCUAUCCUUCUACAAAAUGGAUAAGCAACUUAAGGAUACAUGUUGUUCACCAGAUACAGUUGCAUUUCGUGCAAGUAAUGAAACCGACAUGUACAAAUUUGAUUUUUUCUAUCAUCGACUCGAUGCAUUCUCCGAAAUCGAUGUUUAA
Messenger RNA from Adineta ricciae, 897 nucleotides. The record is from the annotation of a GenBank genome assembly. Lineage: Eukaryota; Metazoa; Rotifera; Eurotatoria; Adinetida; Adinetidae.